CAGAGUUUGGGUAUUGCGCAUGCGCGCAUAUGAUCUUCCAGUCCCGUAGGUGGUGCUGCUGCCUUUUAGGCCUCUUCCUCACGCGGCGUGACAUUGAGAAGAAGUUCCUCCGGAUAGCGGCCGUUUGGCAUCAUGAGGCUGACAGCGGUGCUGUCCAUGGCCGCUCGGGUGGUGGUGCCCAAGGACUACCGCUACGGCACCAACAGGCCGUGGACCGCGGCUGCCAAGCGUCUUAAUCCGCCAGGCAAGAGGCGGAACAAGGUGUUCGUGGAGCCCAUCGCCAACGAGGACUGGUCUGUGUUCCGAGGGGACACGGUGGAAAUUCUGUCUGGGAAGGACAAAGGCAAACAGGGGAAAGUCACCCAGGUCUUCAGACGCAGAAACUGGGUCAUACUGGAGGGUCUAAACACACAUUACAGAUACAUCGGGAAAAGCGGCGAUUACCGCGGCACCUACAUCGCCAGCGAGGCUCCCCUCCUGCUGCGGGACAUCCGCCUCGUCGACCCUGCCGACAGAAAGCCGACCGAGGUGGAGUGGAGGUUCACCGAAGAGGGCGAGCGGGUUCGAGUGUCGCUUCGGACCGGUCGCAUCAUCCCCAAGCCGGUGGUGGAGCGACCAGACGGCAUUGUGCCUCAGCAGUGGAAAGACGGUCCCAAAGACACCAGUCCAGAGGACACGCUGGAGAAGACCUACACGCCCUCCCUGAAGACUCUUGAGGAGGAAGUCAUGGAGAAGAUGGGCAUCCAGGAGAACAGGAGGCAUCAGCGGUCCUACUGGUACUGAGCGUUUCUCCGGUACACGCCACAGGAUGAUUUGUUUCAAAUGGACUGGAUGUUGUGAUAUCAUGAAUAAAUGAUGCAAUUCAUGCGCGAUGCAUUUCUCUGUCCAAGUCGAGCAGUCUGACUUGAAUGUUCACGUGUUUUUGACAAAACAAAUACAAUCCUUUGUGGCUGCUCUUUUAUUUUUGGUGAAUUUCCUUUUCUUGUUUACUGCGCGGUAAAACUUAAGGCCGCUUUUAAAAACCAAAGGCAGCCAUAUAAUUUCGAAAAGUAACGAGUCAGGAAUUUUCACCGUGAGACAAAGUGACAGAAGGGAUUGGACUUGAUGUUUCUCACAUGGCCACAAGUCUGAAUUCCUGCAGUGAAUGCUGCACUUUAUUGGUUUAUUAUGUAUGGGGGGCCGAGGAGGGAGGUAAAGCAACACUGCGUUGGGCUUGUAAAUUAUUAUUCUGCUUUUUAAAGCAGCUUGCUGGCCUUCAAGUGCCAAUUACUACACCGUUAUUAUGCUAAUCAUUCCUUAUUAUUUCAUAAAAGGCCCACUUGCAAUAAAACUUUCUUUUACAGCGCAUACCCCCUCCAGCAUCCACUUAAUGCGCCCCCUCAAAAAUUUACUGUAGUGACUGAUGCAGCCUUAACAUCAGGACUCAUUCGUAGAGAUUUUUGAAGGCUUUUGAAUUGCUGUUCUCUGUCGUGACUGAUGUACAACCCAGAUGAGGGAAAAAAAAGCUUUCCCUGACU
Hippocampus comes (tiger tail seahorse) is the source of this 1517-nucleotide messenger RNA. It is a transcript of the gene mrpl24, whose product is annotated as mitochondrial ribosomal protein L24. NCBI's taxonomy places the organism in Eukaryota, Metazoa, Chordata, Actinopteri, Syngnathiformes, Syngnathidae. Gene Ontology annotation, cellular component: ribosome. The record is from RefSeq and is a predicted model, not a curated record. The coding region runs from base 133 to 783 and encodes 216 amino acids. The transcript is spliced from 6 exons. Gene Ontology annotation, biological process: translation. Gene Ontology annotation, molecular function: structural constituent of ribosome; RNA binding.